Aspergillus fischeri NRRL 181 is the source of this 798-nucleotide messenger RNA. RefSeq names its product putative short chain dehydrogenase. Gene Ontology annotation, molecular function: oxidoreductase activity, acting on NAD(P)H, oxygen as acceptor. Gene Ontology annotation, cellular component: intracellular anatomical structure. The record is from RefSeq and is a predicted model, not a curated record. The coding region runs from base 1 to 798 and encodes 265 amino acids. The transcript is spliced from 2 exons. NCBI's taxonomy places the organism in Eukaryota, Fungi, Ascomycota, Eurotiomycetes, Eurotiales, Aspergillaceae.
AUGGCUUCCAAAAUCGUCCUCAUCACCGGCGCCAACACCGGAAUCGGUUUCCAGGUCGUCCGCGCCCUCUGCAACUCCACGCAAACCUACAGCAUCAUCGUAGGCGGACGAUCCCCAGCAAAAGUCCACAGCGCCAUUAGUGCCAUUCAAAGUGAAUUCGCAAACUCCCAAAGCCAGCUCUACCCCCUUCAGAUCGACCUCGAAUCCGACGACUCGAUCAAACACGCCUACGAAGACAUCAGCACCAAGUUCGGAAGACUCGACGCUCUCGUCAAUAACGCAGGCGCGUGGUUCGAUGCCCAAGCCAACGGCACAAUGACCGAACGCCAAAUGUGGACCAAGACCUGGGACGUCAAUGUCACGGGCACACACCUCCUCACCUCUGCCCUCAUGCCUCUCCUCCUCAGAAGCUCCGACCCAAGACUCCUCUUCGUGACAUCUGGCGCGGCAAGACUCGCAGGCACCGACGACCUCCGUCUUUCAAUAAACCGGUCCCCACCGGCCGGCUGGCCCAAGCCCGCUGGGACAACUGCCACGGCGUACCGCAGCGCGAAGACGGGACUCAACAUGGUACUGCGCGAGUGGGGGCGGAUACUCAAAAAUGACGGGGUAAAGAUUUGGGGGAUCGCGCCGGGUCACCUGGCCACUGGCUUGGGGGGUGGCACAGCGGAGGAGAUGAAGAAGAACGGGGCGGAAGAUGCUUAUGUGGCCGGGCCAUUUAUUCGGUCGGUGCUGGAGGGAGAUAGGGAUGCUGAGGUUGGAAGGGUGAUUAGGAGGGAGGGAGUGCAGGAGUGGUAG